Messenger RNA from Hymenoscyphus albidus, 315 nucleotides. NCBI's taxonomy places the organism in Eukaryota, Fungi, Ascomycota, Leotiomycetes, Helotiales, Helotiaceae. The record is from the annotation of a GenBank genome assembly.
AUGUGUUAUAAGACAAUUUACUACUGCGAUAGCUGUGGACAAUACCUAAGUUCCACCAAGAACCCUUGCGGCGUGGCUAGACGCGAUCGUAUUUUGUGCUACCGCUUCGGUGCGCCCGAGGAGAAUCAAGACCGUAUCUGCAGAGAAUGCGAUGGGAGACAGGCAGCUCGGACGCAGCAAUUCGUGCGUAACGCAUGGGACUUCGGUCGUGUCGCCUGGGCUGCACUUAAUGAACGCCGUGGCGGUAAUCGACGUCAAGGCGAUCAUCGUCAUCAAGGCGGCUAUCAUCAUCAAGGUGGUCAUUAUCGUCGCUGA